AUGGCGAAUGCCCCUCCAUCAUCAAAAAGCCUCACCGCGGAUCAAUCGAGCCAGAGCGCAAAUACAACGCUGGAUAUAGCAGCAAUUCCAAAUGCAUCUGCCAACUGGACGCUGUCUCAGUCACAAGUCGCGUACGGCACGGGUUUACCUACAAGAGUGGCCAACACAACUCUCAUCGCUACUCCAUGGUUUCGGGAGGCCGCGCAAGGCUCUAUUGCGGUGUUGGUUACUAUCAUGGAGUAUCCUUUGGCUGAUAGUACGACGGAUUUGCAGCCCACGUCCAGUACAAGUGCCUCAACAAGCGCCUCAACAAGCGCCUCAACAAGCCCUCGGCCGUCUCCGUCUGGUAUCUCGUCAAAGACCCUCGCCGGGGCAUCUGUAGGAUGCCUUAUCGGUGGCCUUCUGAUUGGAGCGAUUGUGGCAUUCGCAUUCCUGCGUCGAAAGCAGCUUAAAGAUGGUAAAGAUGUCAAGAAAGCAAACCCUAUAUUGACAACAGAGUCAAAGGUUUACGGAGAUCCUGGAGCAGGUCAUUCGAGCAGUGACAUUCACCUGAACCAAUUCCUCCUAGAUGCGACACCUGACAAGGACAUUGCCGAAGAGUUCCAUUCUUUGAGCGAGCUUGUACACUCCCACGUCGAAAAUCACUAUCAUAUGCAACCACUGCACUCUUCGGUGUCUUCUCUGGUCCAGGGCCUGCGCGGCCUGGGUUUGUCUCAGACUUCUGGAUCAACGCUGGAGAAAGUGGCCGCCAUCUGUGCUAAUCCAGUCAGUCGACAAGUUGGGCUUCAGCACGUUGUUUCUGGAGUCAUUCUCAACAGUAUCGAAUUCAAUUCAGGAAGCCGGUUCCCUAUGCUUCCUGAACCAGUAACGAACUUUCUCCAGUCGAUUCCAGGUGACAGCCAGCACGAGAACUCCAAAGCCAAACUACUCGCAUUAUCGCAGUGGCGGAGAUUAUCAGCGUUUCUCAUACACCCGAGUCGCAAUCAACGAACCCCCCUCCCGCUGACCAACUCAGCGGCAGAUCAGCAGGCUGUUGAUCUUGCCGCUGCUCUUCAAAUGUUCCUUCAGCCUUUUCUUCAUUCAGAUCAGGCCAGGCAGCAGGAGCAAGCCGACCACCUCCAGGAAGUUAUUUUGGAGUGUGCAAGGUUUGGGUAUUUGGUCAUGUCUCAACCCAGCGACUGGCACUUCAUGUAUGGCCAGGGCCGAGGAAACCCGGGAUUGCGGAUGCUGGUCGUUUUCCCUGGUCUUGAUAAGUCAAGCGACAAGGAUGGGAAGUUGUACCGGUCUCCUCAUCAGGUUGUGGCGCCUGUGGUAACACAAGUUUGA
Molecule: messenger RNA, 1326 nt
Organism: Colletotrichum orchidophilum
Lineage: Eukaryota; Fungi; Ascomycota; Sordariomycetes; Glomerellales; Glomerellaceae
Exons: 2
Coding region: 1-1326 (441 amino acids)
Source: RefSeq, a predicted model, not a curated record